AUGAGUAUUUUACUGGUUUUAGCUGGCAUCGUUUCUUGUGCUCAAUGCCCAACAUGCAAGACUUAUGUUCCUAUUCCACCUGAUUUGUUAUCAAGUCUAACACAAGGGCAAACAGCUAAGUCCACAUCAAGAGUGCAGCCUACAAGAAACACUCCUCAGAAUACUGAUGCAUUGAAGACACCCCACACUUUACAUAGAACUCCUGCAACAAUGAACUCAUCGUACUCAAAUUCGCUGUCUAACCUUGAGAACAGCUGGCGAUCAAAAUUUUUGGGAAUGCCUGUGCUGAUUCUUGGCAUUGUUCAAAUCGUUUUGAUAGUGCUCAUUUUCAUCCUUGAAAUAACAUCGCUGGGUCUUUCCUCGUAUAGCGCUACCGGUGCUGGUAUCUGGUGUAGCAUUUUUUUCUUUCCAGCCGCUAUUUCAACAGUGCUGUUAGUAAUCAAAUGGGAACGAUCGAGAGUUUGGGCUACUCGAGUCUUUAUCGCCCAAGCUGUCAUGCUUGUAUUCUCGUUCGUUCUGAUUGGCAUAGUUGGUAGCUACGUUUCAAGCUACAGUGCUACUGCUGCUGCUACGACAACAUAUUCGGCUUACUAUAGUACUACUAAUCUCACAACAAAAUAUCACGUAAUGCAAGCACAACUGGCAUUUGCUAUUCUUUUAAUGUUUUCUGGGUUUACCUAUGUGACUUUCUAUUUGGUAGUCACUUAUUUGGCAUUAUGGAGACCUUUCCAAACUCUUGAUUUACCUCAUCUCUUCGUUGCAUGA
Molecule: messenger RNA, 765 nt
Organism: Rotaria socialis
Lineage: Eukaryota; Metazoa; Rotifera; Eurotatoria; Philodinida; Philodinidae
Source: the annotation of a GenBank genome assembly